AUGAAAACCUCCAUCAUCCUCCCCUCCCUCCCCCUCGCAGCAGCAGCCUUCCUCGCCCGCGGCGCCAUCGCCACAGGAACCCACCAUCAACACUCCCACCCCCAAGCCGCCAACAUCGCCGCGCGCGGAGCCGAAGACACCAGUAUCAACCCCCGCGAUCAAGUCCAACCCCCGGCCCCAGCGCACAACCCCCGCGCCGCAAGCCCAGACUCCAACUCCAACUCCGACUCCGACUCUGACGAUGAAAACAGCCAUGUAAAAGAGCGAGCAGGAACGCAAGCGAAAAAAGCCAAGUUAGUCCGAGGCGGAUUUGGCAGCAGCAGUGGUGGGAGCAACACUGGGAAUGGCGGACAUGGUGGGGGGGUUGCGGUUGUGCCGUGGGUUUAUCCGAUUGGGUAUACGGGGAGUUCACGGGGGGGUGGACGGGGGUCGGGGUCUUAA
Messenger RNA from Dichotomopilus funicola, 441 nucleotides. RefSeq lists its product as uncharacterized. The record is from RefSeq and is a predicted model, not a curated record. NCBI's taxonomy places the organism in Eukaryota, Fungi, Ascomycota, Sordariomycetes, Sordariales, Chaetomiaceae. The coding region runs from base 1 to 441 and encodes 146 amino acids. The transcript has a single exon.